AGGUAUUAAUAAAGGCUGUUGAGACUGUGAGAGCUUCAGUUCAGCAUCACUGAACUCUGAAUCUCCCUGAGUUUGCUCUGCAGAAGCAUUUCAUCUCAGGUGUAGGAGUUUGUCACUAUGAGGUUUCUGAUCUCACUGUGUGUGUCGCUGCUGAUGCUGAUGAUUAAUUGUUCUACAACUUCCGGCUCUGAUCCAUGCUAUAAUUAUACCACUCUAGAUCAAUACUGGAGAGACAUACAGCCGAAUUACUACAUUAACACAUAUGAUGACACUCUUGUUGAAUGGAGUGGCUGGUAUCGGUUGUAUCUAAGAGGAAAAAGUGCUCAGAUGUCUGAGUGGUGUAUGAGUACUACGCAUUGUGGUGGUGAAACUGGACUGUCUCUUAAUGGUUCUCAUCCACGUAUUGAAGAUGGAGUGGUGACCCGUAAAGUUGUGGGAACUAAUGCAUGGUGGUGGUUGUGGUCAUCGUCUUCUUGUGGCAGCUACAAGUCCACCUCCAUUCGAGUCAAAGCCUGUCCAGGAGAUUAUUACAUCUAUGAAUUUGUCAAACCCAAUGCAUCAAUCCCCAAACCUACGUAUUGUGCAGUUGCUUUCCAAAACAUCAGCAGUGAUCCGUGCUACAACUAUCAGUCUCUGGAUCGCCCCUGGAGAGCCAACAAUGAAAGCGUAGACAGCAUUUGUGAUUAUUAUUUCUCCUGGAAUGGCUGGUACCGGUUUUUCUACUAUGGAAUGAACAUCCAGAUGCCAGAGACCUGUGUUGGUUCAGACAGCUGUAACGCAUGGAUCACGCUGUACCUCAACGGUCCUCACCCUCGGAUAGGGGAUGGAGUGGUGACCAGGGAGGUCUGUGGAGGGACGUAUGGGACUCGCUGCUGUGAAUACAGAACAAGACCCAUCAGAGUGAAAGCAUGUCCAGGAAAUUACUACGUCUAUGAACUUGUGAAACCAGAUGUGUGGUGUGCGGGAUACUGCACAAAUAUUAGCACCGUUUCACAGCCAGUUCCCACUAUAAGUCCCACCAUAAUCACUGGAUCCAACAAUUUGAUACGUUUCACCACCCCAAGCGUCGACCCCUGCUAUAACUACAACAGUCUGGAUGAGCCUUGGAGAGCCACAAACAAUCCUUACGAUAGUAACUAUAGAAGGUGUGAUAACUUCCAGAGCUCAGGCUGGUACAGGCUGUUCUACAAUGGUCAGAGUGUCCAGAUGACAGAAUCCUGUGUUAAUCAGUACAUGUGUGGCACUUACAUCCCAAUGUGGCUCAACGGCUCUCAUCCACAGCUGGGAGAUGGAGUGGUCACCCGUCAAAUCUGUGGUUCCACAUGGACUGGCUGCUGUAAUUACAAAUCCUUCCCUAUUCAAGUCAAAGCCUGUCCAGGAAAUUACUAUGUUUAUGAAUGUCACAGCCCCUUCGACAACAGCAACACCAGCAACACUAACAACAGCAACAACAUCAAGAACACCAACAACAACACCAAGAACAGCAUCAACAGCAACAUCAACAUCAACAAGAACUGCAAUAACACCAUCAACAACAGCAACAUCAACAAGAACUGCAAUAACACCAUCAACAACAGCAACAACAACAACACCAAGAACAGCAUCAACAGCAACAUCAACAUCAACAAGAACUGCAAUGACAUCAUCAACAACAGCAACAACAACAACACCAAGAACAGCAUCAACAGCAACAUCAACAUCAACAUCAACAAGAACUGCAAUGACACCAUCAACAACAGCAACAACAACAACAACAACACCAAGAACAGCAUCAACAGCAACAUCAACAUCAACAAGAACUGCAAUGACACCAUCAACAACAGCAACAACAACAACAACAACACCAAGAACAGCAUCAACAGCAACAUCAACAUCAACAAGAACUGCAAUAACACCAUCAACAACAGCAACAUCAACAAGAACUGCAAUAACACCAUCAACAACAGCAACAACAACAACACCAAGAACAGCAUCAACAGCAACAUCAACAUCAACAAGAACUGCAAUGACAUCAUCAACAACAGCAACAACAACAACACCAAGAACAGCAUCAACAGCAACAUCAACAUCAACAUCAACAAGAACUGCAAUGACACCAUCAACAACAGCAACAACAACAACAACAACAACACCAAGAACAGCAUCAACAGCAACAUCAACAUCAACAAGAACUGCAAUAACACCAUCAACAACAGCAACAACAACAACACCAAGAACAGCAUCAACAGCAACAUCAACAUCAACAUCAACAAGAACUGCAAUGACACCAUCAACAACAGCAACAACAACAACACCAAGAACAGCAUCAACAGCAACAUCAACAUCAACAAGAACUGCAAUGACACCAUCAACAACAGCAACAACAACAACACCAAGAACAGCAUCAACAGCAACAUCAACAAGAACUGCAAUAACACCAUCAACAACAGCAACAACAACAAGAACACUAUCAACAACACAAACUGCAUUAGGAACAGCAAUAACACCAAGAAAACAAACAACAGAAACAACAACUAUUACUCCACAAAUCACAGCCACUGUGUGGAGAAGAGCAGUGUGAAAGAUCACUGUUCUGAACUCAGCUGCUCUGAGGAUGAACACUGUGGGAAGAGAAAUGGUGUUUAUGGCUGUUUAUGCAACAACAACACUCACAGCCCAAAUUCUGACUCUUUUGAUUUCUCAGAAACCUGUGAAAGCAGCUCUGGCUCCAUGUCUGUGUCUCGUUGUCAGCUCUUUGAGGCUGGUUUUUCAGCUGACAUCUUACACCUCAAUGAUCCGAGCUGCAGAGGAACGGUCCGGAACGGCAGAGUGGAAUUUCAUUUUGAUAACGAUGAACACAUCUGUGGUACAAAUCUCGUGGCCAACGGCACCCACUUCAUCUAUGAUAACUUUAUUCUGGGGACACCAAAAUCAGAAGGCCUCAUCAGCAGAGAGAAAAUUCUGAAGCUUUCUUUCAGUUGCGCUUACCCCCAAACACAAACACUUUCCAUGAAUGUGGAAAUCAACCCACUGGAGAGCAUUGUGCACAAGAGCCUUCCGGCGGGUGAAGGGAGAUAUCGUGUUCGUAUGAUUCCUUAUCAGGAUGAUGAGUUCACGCAGCCCUUCACUGGUGCAGUGGAUGCAGAGCUCGACCAGGAGAUGCAUGUGGAGGUUCGUGUUGAGGGGGUCGACAGCCGACAUUUUGCCCUGGUGAUGGACACGUGUUGGGCUACACCUGUGAAUGAUCCCAAUUAUGAUCUACACUGGGAUCUCGUCAUUCAGGAGUGUCCCAAUCCAGAUGACGAUACAGUGCAGCUGCAGCAGAACGGCGUCUCAACAUCCAGCCGUUUCUCCUUUAGGAUGUUUAUCUUCACUGCAAACUCCACUAAGCUUUACCUGCACUGUGCUGUUCAUCUUUGCCUUCUGUCAAGCAAUCGCUGCUCAACAAACUGUACCUCUGGACCGCACUGGAGAGAGCGAAGGUCUCUGGACUUCCAUGAUAGUGCUUCUAUAUCCAUGGGUCCUCUGAUGUUGUCUGAAGGAAAAACAGAUAAGUGGGUCCCAGUGCAAGUGAAGGUAUCUGAAGCUUCUUGUCUGUGUGCUUCCCUGAUGGUGUUUCUUGUUCCUCUGAUGAGUGUCUUUAUCAUCUUUUAGUAUAUUUCAACAAGAAAAUUGACAACAUUUAAGAUGCAUAUUAUCUAAUGCCAUUUUAAUGAAGGUGGCACUGAUGCCACACUGGUUGUGGGUUUCUAAAUGUUUCUUUAUUUCAUAGCAAUUAUGUUAUAUGGCAUAGUGAAUUAGUAUUUAAUCAGUUAUAUUAAUUGUUAUAUACCACUAUAUUAAUCUUAUGAUACUUCAUUAGAAGAUGUGCUAAAAUAAGAAAGGCAAUCAGAUUCAUGUUUACUCAAAUCAUAUAAAAACAUUAAAAGAGUCAUUCCUGUUCUGUGGUUCUGAAAAAUGAAUACACUUGUGUGGCAUGUGCAGGAUGAUGAUAGCAACUUUUUUUUUCUUUUUUCUGGGAGCUUCCUCUGUUUCUCUGACUGAAAAUAUAACUGUAUUGGGACUGUCACUGGAAAGAGUGCUAAAGCUGCUCAGGUCGUAUUUCUGUCCUGU
Molecule: messenger RNA, 4092 nt
Organism: Megalobrama amblycephala (Wuchang bream)
Lineage: Eukaryota; Metazoa; Chordata; Actinopteri; Cypriniformes; Xenocyprididae
Exons: 15
Coding region: 118-3633 (1171 amino acids)
Source: RefSeq, a predicted model, not a curated record